UGAAGAUGGACGUCUUCGGAGUUCUUGCAGUUAAAUUUUAUGUUGUUUUGGUUUUAUUUUUGAGCAACUCAAGGGGAUCUUUUGGACAUGAAGACGAGUUUCGACGCAAUGUGUCUAUGGAGCUGAACCCAGGUCUGACAAAACCAUCCGCAGGAGUUGAUUUGCUUCAUGUGAGGGCAGUGGGUCCAAACGAUACACUCCACUACUUUUUCUGUAGCCAGGCAGCGCCUGCUUUGAUCCUGGUGCACACCAACUCCCCUUCUUCUAGUGUGGACAUACAGUGGGACGCCAUUUUGGCUGGCAAUUUUUCAGGUGGCCUGAAAGUGUUGCCAGAGAGCAGCAUACAGUUCAGCAGUGCAGUAGUGUUCACUAGGCUGUGGGAGUACAAUGAUGUAAAUGAUACGGGAGACCCGCGCGACCCUUCCAGCUUCUUCCCUCCAUACGAACUGCAGGGAUUCAGCUGGAGUGAUCUCAAUGCCACCGUUGACUUUGUCAACCUCUCCGCCACUCUCUGUGGCCAAAACAACUCUGACAGUUUCCGGAACGGCUCCCUCUGUCUGUCUUUCUCUGCAUUUGGAUCCAAAGGCAGAGACAGCAUGUGGCCAGGCCUCCUGCACACGGCCAACUCCUCCAAGCUCCGCGUCUGGCUGGACGACGUGGCCCCGCGCUCCAACCUGUCCCGCUUCGCCCUGGAGCUGCAGUCUGUGAGCAGCGGCCAACAGCGAGAUCAUGUGGACGUGCUGAAGUCUAUUGAUGACGAAUACACACCAUCCAUAUUUAAGGUGUCUCAGUGGGUCUCUGUGGCUCCAGGAAAUGACUCCUCAGACAUCCUGGGGUACACCCAGUGGAAACCGGUGGCCUAUCGCACAGCGCACCCAAAAUUUGAGGAGGCUACUCCCUGUCACCAUUCAAGUCCCGUUAUUCUCUCCGAGUUGCCGCCGUCUGGCUGGGUGAAGGCUUUCUUCGAUGAUGGACUCCAUACGUCUGCCCUAAACCUUUCUUUCAGUAUUGGAGGUGAUCCCUUCUACAACACCACCAACUACCUCAGCUGGUCUAUGUUGGUGGGAUGGGGCGCUCCGCCACAGGACUCCUUCUCCCCUCUGGUGAUGAUCAUCAUGGCCGUGGGUUUGGGCACUCCCCUCGCUCUUAUCCUCUUUGGCGGAGUUUUUGCCUGCGUCUUCAAAAGCCGCCGCCAACCACAAGGUUACGAGCCAAUCAAUUAAGACUGUUGUUCAUCUGAAGACAAUCAGGACUUUUGCACGCUUACACACACACACACACACACACACACACACACACACACACACACACACACACACACACACACACACACACACACACAUACACAGACUUUUUUCGAGUGUUUUUAGGGAGUUGAACUUUUGGGUCGUUCCUGUGCAUAAAUGUUGUUUUUUACCUUGCAAUAAGUAAGGAUCUGUGAUGGCACAUUCGGUAACAGGUGGUUAUAAAUGUGUAUGCAAAUGGUCACAAUUUAUCCAAAGAAUUUAGUUCUAAGCAACUGGACGACUUGUUGCAGCUUGGAAGUUGUUUCAUUCCUCAUGCGAGGACCCAUAUCAGUUCCACUCCCUUGAUAAAUGUGUUUUUUUUUUAAAGAUUUUUUUUUGGUCUUUUACGGCUUCAUUGAUGACGGGACAGUUUGAGAGGUGGACAGGAAGCGAAUGGAGAGAGAGAUGGGGUGGGGUCGGCAAAUGAGCCGUGCCGGUAAUCGAACCCGGAUCGGCUGCAUGGCAGACGAGCGCCCUACCAGUUGGCCACGGCAGGGCCUGAUAAAUAUGUUAUGGUGUCGUUAUUGUUACACCUGCCAUGACAAAUGUUAUGGUGUCGUUAUCAGUGUUGCCAGAUGGAAAAUGCUGUAUCAUCGUACCAAAACCUCAAAAUUAUCGUUUUUGGGUGGAAAUUGUCGUACAAGACCCAAAUUGUUGUUUCAAGGCAUCUAAAUGAACUGAAGGACAACUCUGAAAUUAUCGUACAUCUUGUUUUUUUGAUCGCACAGAGGACAAAAUGGACAAAAUGAUGGUACAAAUACGAUAAUUAUCGUACAUCUGGCAACACUGGUCGUUAUUGUUACACCUCCCAUGACGACUGUUAUGGCGUCGCUAUUGUUACACAGGGUUCCCACGGGUCAUGGAAUUUCUGGAAUAUCAUGGAAUUUCAUAAAAGUUUUUCCAGUCAUGGAAAGUCAUGGAAUUUUGCCAUUUUGCAUGCACAGUCAUGGAAGAUCAUGGAAUUUUCUUAACAGUUGUGUAGAAGCAAAAACUUUUUUUGUUUUGUGUAUAACAUUUUUUCUUACUGGUUAUACUACAACGCUUAGUUUGGUUUCACGCUGUAAUGUGCAACAUUCUAGGAUGCAAUGAGCACUCUUUAGUCUGGCGGUAGCUCGCCCUCAGUUCUAGAGGUGAAAAUAAUCUUCAGUUUUCACACUUUUUAAAACUUAGCGCUAUUUAUUUUCAUGGAAGUGGUCAUGGCAAUUCUGUGUUUUGGGUCUGGAAAGUCAUGGAAAAUCAUGGAAUUUUAUAUCUGAAUUAGAGUGGGAACCCUGGUUACACCUCCCUAGAAGAGAGAUGACUGCUUCUGAUGGUGAUGAACAGUCAAACCCGUCACAUGUCAAGGUGGGAGUUGUGGUCACCACCCCUAUCUAGAGAAGACUGCUGCUGGGAGAUUGAUCAGCAGUUAAAUAUCCUAAAGUAGGAUGUCAAUGGAGAAUUAGAACAGACUGUCAUCAUGCAACGGUGUAUUUAUUUCACGCAAGUGCAUUCCGUGUUGAGGUGUAACGCUUUUAAAAGUUAAGUUGUGCUCCUUAACGCUGCGGGAAAGCACUUUUGUCUUGUGACAAGGUUUGCACAUGCCUAAACUUAACCUGUCACAGGGUGUUGUGGUGCACGAGUUAACAUGCUAAGGCGAUAGACGGUUCAAGUCGUCAUGUUAUCUUAACGCUCUGGUAUGAUGACCUGUUGAUGAGAGAGAGAAGAUAGCAGACGUUAGCUGAUAGAGAGAUGUGACUGUUCGUUUCUUCACAUCUUUGUAGAGGGAGUGGAAAGUCAUUCUCAUAGAGGUCCUUUCAGUUGGCGGCCAUUUUGGUGAUUAUGCCCUCCGGCAUCUUUUUUGGGUCAGUAAGACUAGACUGUGUCAAAACAAAUGGGGAAACGCCAGAAAUGCAAAUGCAGAAAUGCUUCAAGCAACUAGUGGUUGCGAAAUUCAUAUAGUUCAAACCAUAGUGAAAAGUAGAUUUUUUUUUCUACGUGUGUAGUUGGUCCGCAUGAAUCGAAAUAAAUCUUUAAAAGCCAA
Messenger RNA from Engraulis encrasicolus (European anchovy), 3306 nucleotides. RefSeq names its product glycosylated lysosomal membrane protein (gene glmp). Gene Ontology annotation, cellular component: lysosome. The transcript has 6 exons. The coding region runs from base 6 to 1223 and encodes 405 amino acids. The record is from RefSeq and is a predicted model, not a curated record. NCBI's taxonomy places the organism in Eukaryota, Metazoa, Chordata, Actinopteri, Clupeiformes, Engraulidae.